Messenger RNA from Dreissena polymorpha, 3304 nucleotides. Its product is annotated as ubiquitin-like-conjugating enzyme ATG3. The record is from RefSeq and is a predicted model, not a curated record. Lineage: Eukaryota; Metazoa; Mollusca; Bivalvia; Myida; Dreissenidae. Gene Ontology annotation, cellular component: cytoplasmic ubiquitin ligase complex; cytosol. The transcript is spliced from 10 exons. The coding region runs from base 97 to 1038 and encodes 313 amino acids. Gene Ontology annotation, biological process: nucleophagy; autophagy of mitochondrion; autophagosome assembly. Gene Ontology annotation, molecular function: Atg8-family ligase activity.
UUCGGAAGCCUUCUUGACGAUAAAUUAAUAAAUUUCCGGUUAUCUUCUGAACUUCGUAAUUUUACAUAUUUUUCUUCAAAUCAGUGUUUAACAGUCAUGCAGAACCUUAUGAACGCAGUGAAAGGCACUGCCCUUGGUGUUGCUGAGUAUUUAACUCCUGUCCUUAAGGAGUCCAAAUUUCGGGAAACAGGAGUUAUUACACCAGAAGAGUUUGUUGCUGCCGGUGACCACCUAGUCCAUCACUGCCCCACCUGGCAUUGGUCGGCCGGAGAGGAGGCAAAGAGAAAGACAUAUCUUCCUGCAGAUAAACAGUUCCUACACACUAAAAAUGUGCCAUGUUACAAGCGUGUUAAGCAGGUGGACACCCAUGAAAUGGAGCAGGAGAAGGUGAUAGAGGAGAACGAUGAGGAUGGGGGAUGGGUAGACACGCAUCAUUAUGCAGAUCCCUCAGUUGGCCAUUUACAAGAUGCGGUUCAAGACAUGACAAUGGAUUCAAAGGAGAGUAAGCCCUCAAAUGUACCAAAAGCAGAUGAUGAUGACGAUGAUGAUGACGAUGAUGAGGCAAUAGACAUGGAAGCAUUUGAAGAGAGCGGGAUGUUAGACGAACCUGAUAAUGCCACCCUGGUAGUUGCAAGCCCCUUGGAGAGACAGGUGUCUGAGUCUGACAGUGGGGUCCUGCAGACUCGAACUUAUGACCUGAACAUCACGUAUGACAAGUACUACCAGACCCCAAGACUCUGGCUCUAUGGCUAUGAUGAGAAUCGGAAGCCCCUGACCGUGGAGCAGAUGUAUGAGGACUUCAGCCAGGACCACGCAAAGAAAACUGUAACCAUGGAGACCCACCCACAUCUCCCAGGGCCCCCCAUGGCCUCCGUACAUCCCUGCAGACACGCAGAUGUUAUGAAGAAGAUAAUUGAAAUGGUCGCAGAAGGGGGCAAUGAGCUGGGCGUACAUAUGUAUUUAAUGAUAUUUCUCAAGUUUGUUCAAGCAGUGAUACCAACAAUCGAGUAUGACUACACUCGCCACUUCAAUCUGUAAUCCCAGUGUCAGCAAUCUGUGAUCCCAGUCUCUUCAAUCUGUGAUCCCGGUGUAAAACCAUUUGGACACUCAGAGUUCAAUUUUCGUGAUUUUAUCAAUUAAAAACUAAAUUCUCUUUACAUUUCUAAGGGUUUUUCUUGUUUGUUAUGCUUUUGACAAACAGUGGUGUGACCUGAAGAAUACUACACCAGUUUAAUACAGAAGGAAAAGAAAUUCAUUUUUAGGAAAUUUUUAUGAAUAUGUUAUCUUGGUGUGAUUUUUUUCUGGGAUGGAGGGCAAACUUGGUUUCCAAAAAUGCUAUUUAUGCUCUUGAUUAACCUUUUUUUUAUAACAAAAGUAAAAAAACUUCAUAUUACACCAGCUUUGUGAUAACAUAAGUGAAGCACAUUCCAAUGAAACUGACAAAGAUCAUCAAAUGAGUUUAAGAAACCUAAAUAAGUUGUUAUAAGUUGUUAUUUCAACUAUCUAAAGCGAGAGUCUCUUAAAGAAAGUUUUAACAAAGCAUUUCCAGAUUUUAAAUAAUUUACACGCAAACUGUUGCACGUUUUGUUUUAUUCAUUAUAUAAAUAACAUUUGUUUUUGUCCCCUACCGGUCUCACCAGAGGUUCUUAUGAUUUGCGCUCUGUGUGGCUGUCUGUCUGUCAAUCUGUCUGUCAGUCUGUCUGUCACACUUUUCUGGAUCCUCAGAUAUUUAAAAGUUCUUAAUAUUUUUUCAUUAAAAUUGAAACAUGGAUAGAUGGCGAUAAGGAUAUUAUGCACGUCAUUUCAUUUUGUUCCUACGUCAAAAAUUCUGGUUGCUAUGGCAACAAAUAUAAAAUAUAUAUAUAUAUCUGACAAUGGUGAAGCCGGUAGGGGACAUAAAUUGCUUGGCAAUAGUCUUGUUUUAGGUUGUUUUUGACAGGGUUUUUAUGGAAACUACCUAAGUGAACAAUCCAAGUCACAGAAGCUUUACAUUUAUCAGUUAUAACACAUUAUGGGUUUGGAAUUGGCGGUGGUUUGAAAAUUUUAAAAAUACAAAAGCCAGUGAUUUUGAAAUAUUUGUCUUGUCUUUAAAUCAUAAAAUGUUUAAACAAUGAGGGUUAUUUUUUGUAAUCAUGAAUAAGAGUAAUGAUACCAGUAUUUCUAUUGUGUUUACAUUAAGUUUUAUCUUACCAAAGGGUGUUUAGGACAUAUUUUAUAAUUUUUGAUGGCAGUUAAAGUGAUAUUAUGGGCAUCUAACAGUUUAUAGGUGUCUAUCGCAACCAUUGUUUAUUUUUGGUGUUUUUACUUCAUAUACACUUUUACUUGUUAAUGCAGCAUCAACAUACUAAAACAAUAUGCCGUAAAGAGAAAAAUAAUGCAUUUGAAUAUCAACCGUACUUUUGUUUGACAACUGAUCACGCAUGUACAAUGUGAACCUAAAUUUAGUUUUAGUGCAGAUUCGUUUAUACGACACAAAGACACAAUCUUGUUUUACGGAUCAUUUCGACUUACAGGACUGGGUGGGUCACGUAAAAUAUAUAAUAUAAAAUAUGUUUUUAUAAACAAGUGGUAGCAAGAUGAGUUGCAGUUAAUUGGUCAGUAACCACAUUUUAACUUACUCUUUUGACCUGUUAAUUCUUUUCAGCUCUAUUCAACAGUGAAAAAUACCCAUAAUAUCACUUUAAAGUUAUUGUUGCAAUAUCUUUUCUUCGCAAUUUUUUAAUUAUUGUUGCUGAUUGAAUGUACUUAUGUGUGGUUUAUUUUUGAAAGUACUAUUGUGUGCUUUUAUUUGAUUUUCAAUUUUUAUGUACAAAUUAACCGGUUGACAGACAUUUCCAGCCUCUAGAGUUUGGAGUUAAUUGAUUGGAUGAUUGGAUCAAGCAGCCAUGUGCAAGCCAUGUGAAAGACUGCAAGUUAUUACAGAUUAUAAGUUCGUGCCACUUAUGGAUUUUACUGGACCUCAUUUGGCACAGCACAGAAGGCGUCCUCUUAAGUAAACUCCCGAUUUUAUAAAUGUGCACUAAAAAAAAAUCAGUAUAAAUAAAAAGUGUUUGUUUUUGUACGCAGUGGCAUCUUAUAGUAGAACUUCCAUUCUCAAACAUCACUAUGUCUCCACUUCUAAAUGCAUUCUGGGAAGAAAAACCUGUAUAAGAAUGUUAUGUGUGUAUUUAGUGUGUGAUGGUUGAACGUUACUGUCUUUGAAAUAUUAAGUAUAUUAAAGUUUUGUGAUUGACCAAUGUUAAAACCAUUGUAUAUAUUAUUUUAUUAUUAUUUGGGAAAUAAAUAUCGAGUCUUAAACCAUAAA